Messenger RNA from Scomber japonicus (chub mackerel), 3957 nucleotides. RefSeq names its product ADAM metallopeptidase domain 17a (gene adam17a). Gene Ontology annotation, molecular function: metalloendopeptidase activity. Gene Ontology annotation, biological process: membrane protein ectodomain proteolysis; Notch signaling pathway. The record is from RefSeq and is a predicted model, not a curated record. Bases 84 to 2669 code for a protein of 861 amino acids. The transcript is spliced from 19 exons. Gene Ontology annotation, cellular component: plasma membrane. Lineage: Eukaryota; Metazoa; Chordata; Actinopteri; Scombriformes; Scombridae.
GUUGCUCAGCUAGCUAUCGAAACCACAAACAGACCAGUCCGGAAUGAUGAUAGCUCUAGUGUAGCGGACUUAACUGCCUAAAAAUGAGAAACAUAAUCUUAAUAGCCCUUCUGGCCCCUUGUUGGGUCAACGGUGCCCUUAAAUCCAGAAUAACUGAGGAGGAGAGCCGCGAAGAAAGCCCGGAGCUCGAUGAUCUGAGCUCCAUGCUGUCAGAUUUUGAGGUACUGCCGGUGUCGAGCCUGCAGCUGCACUCUGUAAGGAAGAGAGACGUCCACACCCAGUCUCACUUGGAGCGGCUGGUUAGCUUUAGAGCCCUUCAAAGAAAUUUCAAGCUUUACUUGACCACCAACACAGACCUUUUCACGGAGGACUUCCGGGCUGUGUUUGUUGAUAAACACGGGAAUGAGGAAAAAUUUGAUGUCCCGCUCCAGAACUAUUUCACGGGACAUGUUGUCGGAGAAGAGAACUCUCGUGUGCAGGCACACAUAGACGGAGAUGAAUUUUCUGCUCACAUUCAAACCAAUGAAGCAGAGUACAAUGUAGAGCCCUUGUGGAGGUUUAUAGACUCUGCCAGCGAUGACAGGUUGCUGAUUUAUCGCUCUGAAGACAUCAAGAAUCUGAGCCGCAUCGCCUCUCCAAAAGUGUGCGGUUACGUCCAUGCACAGAACAAGGACCUGCUGCCUCAGUCGGCCAGGAGGGAUUGGGACGAGAAGGAGGAGAUGGACGCGAUAAAUGGGUACCACCACAGAGAGAAGAGACAGGCCCACGACCACAGGAAGAACACCUGCCCGCUGUUGCUAGUUGCAGAUUACCGCUUCUUCAAACAUAUGGGCCGUGCACAAGAGAGCGUCACUCUCAACUACCUGAUUGAGCUGAUUGAUCGUGUCGAUGACAUUUAUAGAAAUACAACCUGGAAUGAUGAAUUCAAAGGCUACGGGGUCCAGAUCCAUCAGAUUAUUAUCCACAAAGAGUGGACAAGGCCUCCUUCUGGCCGUGCUCACUCCAACUGGCGCCACUAUAAUAUGGAGAACAGUCCCAACCCAAAAAAGGAAGUCUGGGACGUGAAGAAACUUCUGGAGCAAUUCAGCUCAGACAUAGCAGACAACGCCUCCACUGUGUGUCUGGCCCACCUGUUCACCUACCAGGAUUUCGAUGAGGGCACACUGGGGCUCGCCUACGUGGCCCCCUCUAAACCUCAGGCCUUGGGGGGCCUCUGCCCCAGACCAUACUACCCAACUGCCAAUGCCAAGCCCAGUUACCUCAAUACAGGAUUGACCAGCACCAAUAACUACGGCAAAACCAUCCUAACAAAGGAGGCAGAUUUGGUGACCACUCAUGAACUGGGCCAUAAUUUUGGAGCAGAGCAUGAUCCUGACAACAUCCGUUACUGUGCUCCAAGUGAUGAUCAUGGGGGGAAGUUUGUCAUGUACCCUAUUGCUGUGAGCGGAGACCAUGUCAACAACAAGCGUUUCUCCAACUGCAGCAAGAUCUCCAUAGGAAAGACGUUACGGUUCAAGGCUCCUGUGUGCUUCAAGGAGAGGAACAGUAAGGUAUGUGGGAACUCCAGAGUGGAAAAAGGGGAGGAGUGUGACCCUGGGCUACUCCACCUCACCAAUGACCAAUGCUGCUCAUCCGACUGCAAGUUCAAACCUGGUGUUCAGUGCAGUGACAGAAACAGUCCAUGCUGUAGGAACUGCAAGUAUGAGCUGGCAGGAACAACGUGCCAGGAACCAAUCAAUGCUACCUGUAAAGGCAUAUCCUCCUGCACAGGCAACAGCAGUGAAUGCCCACCUCCCGAAAACGCCAAGGACGACACUGUGUGUGUCGACAAUGGCCUGUGUCGCAACGGAGAGUGCAACCCUUUCUGUGAGGCUGUGCAGAACCUUCGGUCCUGUGCCUGCAAUGAAACGGAGGAUUCCUGUAAAGUGUGCUGUAGGGGAAAAGAUGGCACCUGCGCUCCUUUCAUCCAGAGCAACGGCAGUCUCCUUUUCCUCCGCAAGGGAAAACCCUGCACUGUGGGCUUCUGUGACGAGGGCGGGAAGUGCAUGAAGCAGGUGCAGGACGUGAUCGAGCGCUUGUGGGAUUUUAUUGACAAACUGGACAUUAACACAUUCGGGAAGUUCCUGGCUGAUAACAUAGUGGGCUCUGUUGUGGUGUUUUCACUCAUCUUCUGGAUUCCUCUCAGUAUCCUGGUUCACUGUGUGGACAAACGACUUGACCAGCAGUAUGAGGAGAACGCAAAGUGCAUCUACUACCCUCAAAAUAAUCAAGAAAUGCUCGAGUCGGCGCCCGUGCGCAUCGUCAAGCCUCCUCAGCCUCACUCCUCCUACGCAGGCCGGACCGCGCCCUCCUCCCUGCCCCAGCAGUCUCAGCAGCUGAGCCAGGCCGGGGCAACUCCCGCGGGCAGCAGUACCCAGGACCCCGGCCCGAGCUACGCCCCCACCCCGGACAGCGCAGGGGGAUCGCGGAUGGCCACCAUCCAGGAGGACACCAGCAGCGACUCUCACCAGGGAGAGGAGGGCCUGUCGGAAGAUUUCACAACCGCAGGAGCCUGCUCGUCGGCUACGAAAUCCUCCUACGAGGAUCUGACAGAUCAGAGCCAGUCAGCCAAGGACAGACGGCGCCUCCAGAGGCAGGAUUGUUUUGACACCAAAGAGACAGAGUGCUGAGAAGGACUUUUUGUUAAAAACACGAAAACUAACGUGUUUGAGGGAACAUGCAGCAAUUUUUCUUGCCACAAAUCACAGACAGCAACUGUUAAGGUCACAGCGUUUCUUAUGUCAGAUAUUAGUGUUUAACAUUUCAGCUAAUUCUAGAUGUGGGUACUGUUUAGUGAGCUCUAAAUUUGUACCACCGUACAGAUGAUACAUGAUUUCUUGAAAGCGAGAUUGCAGUUAAAUUGAUAUGUGACUUCAUGUUUUCUUGUUGGUGAAACAAUGCUGUGCCUUUUUUCAGUUUGGUAGGUGGUUCUUGGCGAGCUGAAACCUGUGGAAGUGAAUCUAAGUUGCAGCUCCUUUGUGCUAGAUUUUUCGCGGACCAGUGCCCCAAACACACCAUAGAGUUAAAUUAUCUUAUUAUUGUUUCUAACGUGGUUUCUCACUAUACAAAUCAAAAAAAAGGUGAAAACUGUUUAAUGCCUCUGUCAUGUUGUGUCAAAAAAAAAUGGAUUUUUGUGGUUCUUAAGUAAUCAAAGCAUCAUGUUAAAAGCCUACAUCUUGCUCCCCUGCCCCAAAACACUUGCACAAAGUACAACAAAGUACUGUCUGUGAAGCAACAUGACCUCAGGUUUGCUCCAUUUUAAGUGAAAGAUGUUAAUAUAAUUAAUGCAGCUGCAGUUAUUUUCUGCAGGAAACAUUUCAGUGUGAGACAUUGACUCUUGGACACUGAUCAUGGAUGGCUGUUUUAUCCUGAAUUUUAAAAAUGUAUCGUAACUGCACUUGAAGUAUUGUUUGCAUCACUGGAGACAUGAAUUAUGUUUUAUAAAUGUAUUUACUGUGCUGUGGGCCAUCAAUAGUUGUUGUACUCAUAGUGUAACAUUUUGAUUCUGUGCAAGGAUUGGGCAGUAGACUCUGCAGUAUUAUGCUUAUUUUAUUUGACUCGUCGUUUGAACUUUAAGAAAGUUACUUAUGUUAGUCUCCUGUAGUGUGAUGCUUUAAUGAUUUAUCAUGUACACUCUUUGUGGUUGAUCCCUAACACUUUGGUGCCUUUUCUGAUUGUGCAUGGACUGUUUCUUUUUCUGUAAUGAGAGACAGGAAAAUUGAAGUACAUGCACGUGGAUCUGGACAGCCUGAGUUUAAUUUUAGAUGUCUAAAGUGCUCAGAUGUUAUUUUUUCCAACAUGCUGUUUGGUCUUCGGUCCUCGUGCCAAUUUGAGUCAUGCACCUCUUUCACUUACUUAUGCUGUCUCACCACUGUUGCCUGCUGUGUCACAUGUUUAAUUGCUUUAAAAAUGUAUUAA